Molecule: messenger RNA, 2134 nt
Organism: Sinocyclocheilus anshuiensis
Lineage: Eukaryota; Metazoa; Chordata; Actinopteri; Cypriniformes; Cyprinidae
Product: TSC22 domain family protein 4-like
Exons: 5
Coding region: 709-1773 (354 amino acids)
Biological process (GO): regulation of transcription by RNA polymerase II
Source: RefSeq, a predicted model, not a curated record
GUUCUGCACAGGUUUCUCUGAUUGUGUUGGUUCUUUGAGAUUGAAGUCCUGUCGUCUGCUGACCUGCUGCGGGUGAAUUUGCUGUUCUUCUCUUAAAGUUGCUGAGAUUCCCAUCAGCAUUUGGGUUUUUGCUACAGGGACGUCGACGGAAACAGAUUUUCUUGUUUUUGUAGUUGCCAAACUUGUCCUGCAGCCCUAAAAUGAUGUCCUGACACGUUCAGGCCUUGAGCUGCAGCGAGAAACCAUGUAAAUGCCCUAAUUAUGGUGCUUAUUUCUUAACAUCUCUCGGAUUGGCGGUUUGAUCUUGAGAGAAUCAGAUCUGCGUGUGCAUGGCGAUCAGGAGCCUCUGUAUUGUGUCCUGAGCUGUGAACACACAUACUGUACGACUGCCAGAGGAAACAGCCAUCAGAGCCGAGCCUUGCGCAACCGCUGGGCAGAGAAACUGCUCUUGUUACUGUACUGGCUGCAGUUACACUCGAAAGAAAGAGGACCGAGCCAAGUGCAAUGGAAUACAUUUAAGUUUUAGGCUUUGACAGAGAAUAUGAUUGAUCUGAUCCAGAUUGACCCGAGAGACUCGCUUUCAAAUGGUUAGGACAUUCGUUUCUUAAAGCUUUUUGCUGUUUGGUUUCUACUGCAAAAUAAUGAACAAAGAUUGAGUUUGGAGCGCCCAGGGAUAAAGUCAACCCGCUCGCACACACUCGGUCCAGAAUGAGUGCCGGAAAGAAACGAAGUGGUUUUCAAAUCACCAGCGUCACGUCGGACUACAAUCAGGGUUCUGGAGAAAACCAUCUGGAGGAGCUCCUCAGCCUUGGAACUCAAAGAGCCAUGCCCCCUUCUUCCAGAAACCCCGCCCAUGGGAGGAGCCCCAGAAGCCAGACCACAUCGCCCACUCAAAUCCUAUCCAAUGGGCUGUCCCUGCGCCAAAACCCCGCCCUCCAGACGCAACAGAGCUGCAGUCAGCCGACCACGCCCGUCACGGCUAGGAAGCAAAGCUCGCUGGAUGCCGCCGGGGCGUCGCGUUUCCGCGUCGUGCGUUUGGAUCAAGGACCGGGCGAGCCGUAUAAACGCGGCCGUUGGACGUGUGUGGAUGUGAUGGAGAGGGAAGCCGAGGAGUGUGGGCUCCGCCGCGUGAUUGACAGCAUGAGACACGCCCACUCGCUGGAGUCCUUAGAGACGGUCGGGCUGAGCGGAGCCGAAGGAGCGGUGGGCGGAGCCAGACUCAAACCGUUGGACGUGCAUUCAGGUCACUUGGUACACUCACAGGGCACCACCCACCUGCUGACCCAAUGCUGGAUAGACUCCGCCCACAGCGGCCCGCCCUCACCCACACACCACACGCAGCCAAUCACGUCACCGAACACGCCCCGGAUACGCAACACACCCGCCUCUCUGCGGCUCGACAUGGACGCCGUCGGAAAGCUUCGGACCACCCGCUCUCAGCCGGUGUCACCCAGACCGCACCUGGGUCGGGACAGUCCCUUCCAUCCCGCGCUCAUGCCCAUCCAGACGCCAUCCGCCCUCACGCUGGCGCAGUCCAUGUUUGGAAUGGGACGAGCGUUUGAGUUCGUGGGAGACGACGGCGGAACUAACAGCAGCAUGAUCGCCAUCGACAACAAGAUAGAGCAAGCCAUGGACCUGGUGAAGUCUCACCUGAUGCUGGCGGUUCGAGAGGAGGUGGAGGUGAUGAGAGAGCAGAUCAAAGAGCUGUCGGAGAGAAACGCUGAGCUGGAGAGAGAAAACUACAUCCUGCGAGCGCUCCGGGACAGAGACUGAGCCAAGUGCAUCAUGGGAGAUGUAGUUCAGUGAGAAAAGAGACCGAUUAGUGCCUUAAACCGCAGUAAUGACUGAUAGCGCUGCUCACAUGCUCUAAUUAAGAGAUCAUUCUUUAAUGAUGAUUUUUAUGACGCUCUAAACAGUGCCUAUUUAUUACUGUCAGUGUGUGUGUGUGUGUGUGUGUUAGUUUGAAAGCACUGCUCACAACUAGCUUAAUAAGUAUCUUUAUGUUGCCAUGGUUAAACCAGCACUGGUUGAGAUUUAGUUGAGUUAACUCACCCUCCCUCUCUGAUAGUUGAAUAAUGAUUGGUCUGUAAUGCAUUACACAUCAAUGACUGCUCUAAUAAAUAACUCUCACUAC